Messenger RNA from Syngnathoides biaculeatus (alligator pipefish), 5576 nucleotides. It is a transcript of the gene megf6b, whose product is annotated as multiple EGF-like-domains 6b. Bases 285 to 5081 code for a protein of 1598 amino acids. Gene Ontology annotation, molecular function: scavenger receptor activity; protein binding; calcium ion binding. The transcript has 38 exons. The record is from RefSeq and is a predicted model, not a curated record. NCBI's taxonomy places the organism in Eukaryota, Metazoa, Chordata, Actinopteri, Syngnathiformes, Syngnathidae.
UUCCUUCCCCCCCAGAGAAACAUCUGCACGGACGAGCUUCUGUUUUCCUGCUGAUUUUUGGCAGUGUGUCACGCACACACACGCCAACGCAAAAAGGGAGAAAGCGAUGGUCCACGCGUGUUUACGCUCGGAUGUGUCAUCGUUGUAGUAAUUGGCUCAUUUACACGCGGUUCACCUUACGUGCAUUUUAUUAUUAUUAUUAUUUUUCGUAUAUGUAUAUUUUUCCAGUGUUAAGAGGUGAUGUUUGAGUGAAUCGCGUGUUCCAAAGCAAGAAGAGGAGGGUAAUGGAGAGUGUGUUUUUAUUGCUUUUUUCCUUAGUAUUUGUGCGCGCAGUUCACGUCUACCGGUAUGACAACGCCAACAGCCUUCAGCCAUUUAUGCCCAAUGUUUGCCCGGAGCAGGAGGUGAUGCUGGUCGCCCAGAGGCAGCCGUGCGUGCAGGCUUACACGCGCGUGGUCAAAGUGUGGAAGCAAGGCUGCGUGGGGCGGCCCUGGUGCAUGGGAUACCAAAGGAGGACGGCGUACUACACGGCGUACAGACAAGUGUACCGACAGGAUUACCACACCGUCUACAAGUGCUGCCAUGGAUGGUCUCAACGCAACGGAGAAGCGGGUUGCCUCGAUUCUGUGUGCAGCUACGGCAUGUGCUUCAACGGCGGCCAUUGUCGAGAGGGAUCCACCCAGCUAUGCGACUGUCUUGUAGGGUUCAAAGGGCCCAGCUGCCAGUACGAUGUGAACGAAUGCGAGGAGACCAACGGCGGCUGUGAAGCGCUUUGCUGCAACACCAUUGGAAGUUUCUACUGCCGAUGUCCUACAGGACUCAAACUGGACCGGGAUGGCAAAACCUGUCAAGAUAUUGAUGAAUGUCAGGUCCACAAUGGCGGCUGCCAGCACAGAUGUGUUAACACCAGGAGCUCCUACUACUGUGAAUGCCAGAUGGGAUCCCGCUUGCACGUGGACGGACGGACCUGCCUUCCCAUCCACUCUUGCGCCCUCAGCAACGGGGGCUGUGAACACAUCUGCAUCCAGCAGUCUGCCACUCACUUCCAGUGCCGCUGUAAGCACAACUACCAGCUGACAGAGGACGGCAAGCAUUGCAAAUUGCAGAAUCCCUGCGGCGAAAACAACGGCGGCUGCAUGCAUCAGUGCCGGGCCGACGGGAGCAACGCGCACUGCGAAUGCGGGGCGGGCUUCAUUCUGGCCGAAGACGGGCGGACGUGUGAAGAUGUUGACGAGUGUCGGACAGAAGAGGCCAACUGCUCUCACGGCUGCCGCAACACGCCGGGCUCCUUCGCCUGCGUUUGUAACGCCGCCUAUGAGCUGGGAUCAGACGGAAAACAGUGUUACAGAAUCGAGAUGGAGAUCGUGAACAGCUGCGAGAGCGACAACGGCGGCUGCUCCCACCACUGCCAGCAUUCCAGCAGCGGUCCAGUAUGCACCUGUAACCAAGGUUACCGUCUCCACGGCGACCUUAAAACCUGCGUCGACGUGGACGAGUGUGGCCAGCGCGACGCCUGCUGCCAGCAGGACUGCGCCAACUAUCCCGGAGGUUACGAGUGCUACUGCUCAGCGGGCUACCGCCUCAGCACGGACGGCUGCAGCUGUGACGACAUCAACGAGUGUCUGUCGGGAAACGGCGGCUGUGAUCACGCGUGUCAAAACAACGACGGCUCCUACCAGUGCUUCUGCCGCCGAGGGUUCCGUCUGGACGAGAACCGCAUCUCCUGCAUCUCUCUGGACAAUGCAGUCGAGGCCCUGUACGGCGGAGGUGCCGCCGAGCUGCCUCUGAUUCUCCCCCAGCUCACAUUACUGCACGACUCCGGCCAACCUUUGGAGCGCUACGACGACUACGAGGAUGACGAGGGCAACGAGGGCGAGCUGAGGGCCGAGAGCAAUCUGGCCGAGAAGUUUGUGUGUUUGGGCGACACUUUUGGGAACGAUUGCAGUCUGACGUGUGACGACUGUUCCAACGGAGGCAAGUGCAACGCCUGGAAGAACGGCUGCGAUUGCCCUGACGGGUGGACGGGAAUAAUCUGCAAUCAGACAUGCCCAGAAGGCUAUUUUGGCCACAACUGCUCCUUCCCCUGUAAGUGUAAGAACGGCGCCAGCUGCGAUCCCGUCACCGGGAGCUGUCGCUGCCCGCCGGGUGUGAGCGGGGAGCUGUGCCAGGACGGCUGUCCGAAGGGCUUCUACGGGAAGCAGUGUCACAAAAAGUGUAACUGCGCCAAUAACGGACGCUGUCAUCGCACUUACGGAGCCUGCUUGUGUGACCCCGGACUCUACGGACGCUUCUGCCACCUACCUUGUCCAAAGUGGACUUUCGGUGCCGGUUGCUCCGAGGAGUGUCAGUGCAUCCAACACAACACUCUGGAGUGUCACCGUCGUUACGGCACGUGUGUGUGCAAACCUGGUUACCGAGGCGACGCCUGCGAGCAAGAGUGCAGCCCCGGCACGUACGGCGGCGGCUGUGAAAAGGAGUGCGCGUGCCCGACCGGGGUGUCGUGUGACCAUGUGAGCGGGGAGUGCCAGCGAAAGUGCCCGGCGGGUCGUCACGGCGAUGGUUGUGAACAGGACUGCCCCGAAGGAAACUUCGGAGCCGGCUGCGUGCAUCCUUGUAACUGCAGCGGCGCCCCCUGUGACAAAGUGACGGGAAAGUGCCGGUGUCCGUCUGGCACUGCCGGCGAGCACUGUGAAAACGUGUGUCCGGAAGGCUUUUGGGGUGUGGGCUGCUCAGAACCCUGCCCCGUUUGCGAGAAUGGUGGCACGUGCGAUAAACGCAACGGCUCCUGUUCCUGUGCUGCUGGCUUCAUGGGAACCCUCUGUCACAUCUCGUGCCCCAGCGGGCGUUUUGGUCGAGGUUGCCAGUUGAACUGCGCGUGCAAGAACAAUGGCCGUUGCGACCCAGUGAGCGGACGGUGCACCUGUGGACCCGGCUGGACCGGACACAACUGCAGGAAAGCAUGCGACACGGGCCACUGGGGGGCGGACUGCGCGGAGAGCUGCGACUGUCAGAACGGAGACGGCAGCUGUGACGCAGUGACGGGCCAGUGCAACUGCGAGCCCGGUUACACCGGGACGCGGUGCCACGAGAAGUGUCCGGCGGGAAUGUUCGGUCUGGGUUGUCGUCACCGGUGUCAGUGUGACAAUCAGGCGUUGUGCGACCACGUGAGCGGCGCGUGCACCUGCCAGGUGGGAUGGACCGGAACCUUCUGCGAAAAGCUGUGUCCUCAGGGCUUCUUUGGACUGGACUGUCAGAAGAAGUGCGCGUGUCAUAAUGGCGGCCGCUGUGAUGCGGUCAGCGGCCUUUGUUCGUGUCCCGGUGGCUGGAUAGGACCGUUCUGCAACCAUACGUGCCCCAGCGGUUUCUACGGGGAUGGCUGUAACCUCACCUGCGGUUGCCGUAACAACGGCGUGUGCCACCCGGAGAGCGGGCUGUGCGCGUGCACGCCAGGCUGGAUCGGACCUGACUGCGCGCAAGAAUGCCCGGCGGGGUUCUACGGCGCCGGCUGUCAGCACCGCUGCUUGUGUCACAACGGGGCCACGUGCCAUAAAAGCAGCGGAAAGUGUUUCUGUUCUAGCGGCUGGACUGGAAGCGCCUGUGAACUGGAGUGUACGGCAGGCCGCUUCGGGCCCGACUGCCGACACGAGUGCGAGUGUGAGAACGGCGGCCGCUGCGACGGGCGCACGGGACGCUGCAGCUGCGCCGACGGCUGGACGGGAGAACGCUGCCACAAAGCGUGUGACCCGGGCACCUUUGGGCCCGGGUGCAAGGAGACCUGUGGGUGUUCGCACGGGGCGUCGUGCCACCGCGUCACGGGCGACUGUCAGUGCCCGCCUGGCUGGAGAGGAAAACACUGUGACAAAGCGUGCCUGCCAGGUUCUUUCGGGCCAGGCUGCACGCGGCGCUGCAGCUGUUCCGCGGCCACUUCGUGCCAUCACGUGUCAGGCGAGUGCGGCUGCCCGGCAGGACUCACCGGCAGCGGAUGCGAGCAAACUUGCUUGCCCGGAACCUUCGGCCCAAACUGCAAUGAGGUUUGUCAGUGCUCCCUAACCAACCAACUGUGCCACCCGGUGUCAGGAUCAUGCUACUGUGCGCCGGGAUUCUACGGGCCCAAAUGUGACCAAACAUGUGCUGCCGGUCGUUACGGCCCGAACUGCGAGCGGGCGUGCGAGUGCGAAAACGGCGGCGCGUGCGCGCCGUCCAGCGGCGCCUGCGCAUGUCCCCCGGGAUUUAUCGGCGCUCGCUGCAACAACACGUGUCCCGAUGGGCGCUUCGGAGCGGACUGCGCUCAGGUGGCCCGCUGCGAGGACGGGGUUCGAAACCACCCGGUGACCGGUCGCUGCGUGUGCCCGCCUGGGCGAAUGGGAGACCGCUGCGAGCACACUUGUCCUCCGGGUCAGUUCGGCUUGGGCUGCGUUCAGACUUGUUACUGCAGUAACGGCGCCACGUGCCACCCGACGACGGGGAACUGCACGUGCGGCCUGGGAUGGACGGGACGACACUGUGACACGGAAUGCCCAGCGGGCACAUUUGGCGCUGACUGCCUGCAGAUGUGUGAGUGCAAAAAUAACGGGACGUGUGACCGAGUGAGCGGUGCCUGUAGCUGUGGCCCGGGUUACUACGGCCAUGUGUGUGAACACGCGUGUCCGACGGGUUUGCACGGAGCACGGUGCCAGCUGCAGUGCGACUGUGCAGCCGGAGCGUUCUGCCAUCCGGCGUCCGGCCACUGCGUUUGUCCGGCCGGGCGUCACGGCGGUCGCUGCGAGAAAGAGUGUGAACAAGGGCAUUACGGUGAUGGCUGCACUAACUUGUGCGACUGCGAGGGGGGCGCUCUGUGCGACCCCGUCACAGGACGAUGUCUCUGUCCGCCGGGAAAGACCGGAGACAGAUGUGACCUGGAGUGCCGUGAGGAUCGCUUCGGACCCGACUGCACUCAAAGCUGCCAAUGCCAGCACGAGGCUCGCUGCAACCCGCGCAACGGCCGCUGCAGCUGCGUGCACAUGUGGAUCGGAGUCUCUUGUCACGAAGGAGGGCCCCCACUCUUUGACCGAGGAAGCUCUACACAUGAAAACACCUCGUAGCCCCCCCACAUGAUGGACGGCUGGAAAUGUUUGUUUGGAAGCGAUCCACGUGGAAAGAGACUCUGAUGAGAUUCCACUGGGGGAAAGAAGCUUUAACAAGUGGAACAAAAAAAAAAAGAACCAAAGCAGGAAAAAAAAAAAAAUACUCACAUUGGUAUUUUGUAACUACUGUAAAAAUAUUUUUUGUACUGAAUCUUGCUGCCAUGUGUUGUCUCUAUUUGCAGUUUCAUUGGAACCUUUCACGUCCAUCUAUGUAAAUUGUCCUCAUUUUUAAAGACGAAACUUAUUCUGUCAGUUCCUGUUUUUUCUAAUUUUGUUAUUGCAGGAAUAUUGGGGGUCACACACACAAAAAAAAUAUUUUUGACAAGAAUAUUUUUUGGAAAAAUGUUAUUUAACAGAAAAAAAAGCUUUAGCUAUUUUUUGUGAUAAGUUACUACUACCGAGUAAAUAAAACAUUUUUUAAAAAUGGUAAUAAAAACAUUUCACAUUUCUGAA